UGUUUUUUUUCCUUUCCUUUUUCCCUCUUCUUUUGGACGCUCGAGCCUUUUUUUACGCAUGCAGGGAGAAAUCUGUGGUGACACCUGAUCGACUGGCUUCUACCGCGCACAUUGACCCGGGAGCUCCAGGCAAAUCAGGGAGGGAGGAAGCACAUACUCGGUCAAUGCUCGGUCUGUGCUGUUGAUUUUGUUUGUGCGUGUGUGCGUGAGAGUGUGAGCGCGCUUCAUCUGCCGGGGUUGUAGCCCAGCCAAAGCCAUGGUCCACUGCGCCGGCUGCGAGAGGCCUAUCCUGGACCGCUUUCUGCUCAACGUGCUGGACAGAGCCUGGCACGUCAAGUGCGUGCAAUGCUGCGAGUGCAAGUGCAAUUUGACUGAGAAAUGCUUCUCACGGGAAGGAAGACUGUACUGCAAGAACGAUUUCUUUAGGCGGUUUGGUACGAAGUGUGGCGGUUGUUCGCAGGGAAUCUCUCCGAGCGACUUGGUGCGAAGAGCCCGCAGCAAAGUGUUCCACCUCAACUGCUUCACCUGCAUGAUGUGCAAUAGACAACUGUCCACCGGCGAGGAGCUCUACAUCAUAGACGAGAACAAAUUUGUCUGCAAAGACGAUUAUAUCAACAACACCAGUGUAAAGGACACCAACCUCCUCUCAGUAACGGCGUGCAGCGACCCGAGCUUAUCACCGGACUCUCAGGACCAGCUCCAGGACGAUGUGGUCCUGAAGGAGACGGAGAUCGCCGCGCUGUCCGACAAAGAGACGGUGAACAACGAGAACGACGACCAGAACCUCGGCGGGAAGAGACGCGGCCCGCGCACCACCAUCAAGGCCAAGCAGCUGGAGACGCUGAAGGCGGCGUUCGCGGCCACGCCGAAACCCACCAGGCACAUCAGGGAGCAGCUGGCGCAGGAGACCGGCCUCAACAUGAGGGUCAUCCAGGUUUGGUUCCAGAAUCGACGUUCCAAAGAGAGACGCAUGAAGCAGCUGAGCGCACUGGGCGCCAGGAGGCACGCGUUUUUCCGCAGCCCGAGGCGGAUGAGGACGCUGGUGGACCGACUGGAGCCCGGGGAGCUCAUUCCUAACGGGCCCUUCUCCUACUAUGGAGAUUAUCAAAGUGAGUACUACGGCCCAGGAGGGAAUUAUGACUUCUUUCCUCAGGGGCCUCCAUCGUCGCAGGCCCAGACCCCAGUCGACCUACCCUUCGUGCCCUCCUCAGGCCCCACAGGCACCCCCCUCGGCGGUAUGGACCACCCCCUGCCGGGCCACCACCCCUCCAGUGAGGUGCAGCGCUUCUCUGAUAUCAUGUCCCACCACCCAGGAGACUCUCCCAGCCCGGAGCCUGGAAUCCCAGGGCCCCUGCACAGCAUCUCCUCUGAGGUGUUUGGCCCAAAUCCACCCUUUACCUCACUGUCACUGAAUGGCAGCGGAUACAACAACCACCUGUCCCACCCGCCCUCAGAAAUGAACGAGGGCACCGUGUGGUAGCUUUUUCCUAGAGAACAGACUUUUACUGGCGAGAUUCCGUUUGAGGUUUGGUGGUGAUGAGGGGGCUGGAAUCAAGAACAGGGACAUGGAUUUCAACAGGGUUAGGGCAAUACCAUUGAACAUAUAUUUUUUUCUAUAUUUUUUUUUUUUUCUCGGUGUUGUCAUAUUUAUUUAUUUAUUUUCUCCACGUUAUUUGUUGAUCUUCUUAGUGGGGGAAGCGUAUCUGGCAUAAAAAUGAUGCUUAAAAGCAGUGUCUUCAGUAUUGUGUUUGGGUGUUUCAGUUGCUUCUUUUGUCCACCCCCGACAUCCAAAACAGGAAUUAUAAAAACAAUUAAAAAACUAACAAAAAGCAAACAAAAAAAGGACAAACAAACAGCAAGACUGUUGAACUUCCUUGGGCAGGUGGGGCACCCGAUCACUAUCCCUCCUGAUGCCGUCAUUGGCCCAGCAUAACAACCAAACCCCCAAACUCUUGACGGUGGGGUAGAAAACGACCCUUGCAAAUCUCUUACGGUAUGUUCUGAACACAAACACCAUCACUAGCUACUGUCAAAGACUUCAAUAGCUUUAUAGAGCAAGAAGAAAGGGGCUGAGGAUUGGUUGUGUGCUGACCUGGCACUGUAAGAUGGCUGCACCGCAUUCAGACUAUGUUUGAGGCACCAGAAAUGUCCCUUGUAUUUAUUCAGACGCUCCUCAGACCUUCUCGCCUCUCAAGGCUCUGCCAUAUUGACCCUCAACCUUUUUGAAAGUAUGUUUCUGAAGGCCGGAGGAAAUGACUUUUUCUCGCGUGUGGACUAUUUCUUUCCUUCUUUUUUUUCGCUUUUCUCGAUUUCAUAAUUUCCACCAAAUCUGAAGAAGGCCGCCUUCAAAAGGCAAACAGUAAAACCCUCUAUGGAUUGCAAACCCUUUAUUUAAAAUGGAAGUGAACUUGAAAUGUUGAAAUGAAGUCUACCUUCUAAAAAUUCUGAUUCUAAAAUAUGGGACUUACAACAGUCAACUGUUUACGUAAACCUAUUUAAUUCAGGAGUCCAGACGUCUCGAAAAACCAUGUUUUAGAACCUCUUGAUCCACAUAAAAAUGUUCCAAGCAACCAACCAAACUUUUGUAUUGAUUUCAUUUAUAUUGUAUGGAGAUAAAAACACAUUUGCUGGGGUUGUGGUUCACUGUGCUAGUUUGUACAAGAUGUUGUUUACAAAAAAGGUUCAAAAAAAGAAUAAAAAACAUAAGUAAAGUAGACAUUUGCCAAAUAAAAAAAAAAAAAUAUAGCACAAACUGUUAACGUGCUUUGCACCAUUAUCUGCAGAAUGUGUUGAGACGAAAUGUAAGUGUUAAAAGGAGUAAUUGACUUCUUAAUUUUUUAGUCUGCUGAUGAUACGUUCAUAAAAUUGUUAAUAUAACAUACUUAGACAGGUUUUAUUUUUGUGUCUUCAAAGGAGAAAAAUCCAAACUAUUAAGAAUUGAUGGUCAAAUAUGCAGCUAAGAAGCUGCUACAUCACUUUGAAUAUCAAGCCCUCACGAUAUGUCUUUUAAUGUUCCAAUAAACCGAAGCUUAUGUGACCUCCAGUGCAUAAUAGACCAUUCACUGUAUAAAUACAACAUGUUGACAAAAUGUGUUUCUAAUAAAACUAGAAAAUAUGCUUAUGA
This is a messenger RNA of Solea senegalensis (Senegalese sole), 3124 nucleotides long. It is a transcript of the gene lhx1a, whose product is annotated as LIM homeobox 1a. The record is from RefSeq and is a predicted model, not a curated record. Gene Ontology annotation, biological process: neuron differentiation; regulation of transcription by RNA polymerase II. Bases 257 to 1480 code for a protein of 407 amino acids. Gene Ontology annotation, molecular function: RNA polymerase II transcription regulatory region sequence-specific DNA binding; DNA-binding transcription factor activity, RNA polymerase II-specific. Lineage: Eukaryota; Metazoa; Chordata; Actinopteri; Pleuronectiformes; Soleidae. Gene Ontology annotation, cellular component: nucleus. The transcript has 5 exons.